AUGCCUACAAUAGCACCCAACACAAAUAUCGAACAAUUAGUUCAAUUAAUUGACCAAUUCAUGGAAGAUUUAGAUGCCCCUUUAGAGUCAUUAAUCAAAUUAUUUCGAAUAUCAUGUAAUAGAAUAGGUUACCCAAUAAUAAAAAAUAUACUGGAAUCAACUGGUGUCUUGAGGUAUCAUUCCUCUCUAACUAUUCCUUCAAACAUAUCCCAUAGUACGGGUAUUUUCCAAUCUACACCACAAACAGUGAGAAGAUAUAAACUUCUAAACCGUACUGGGUGGGAUCAAUAUAAACAAGAUGAUCUACGUCAAACUGAACCAACUCUUACUACUGAAAACAAAAAUUCGUCAGAAAGAAGUCAUUUAUCUAGCCUAUUCUCAAGUAGUGCACCCAAUGGAGAUACGGAAAGGACAACGAUCCACGAAUUCAUACAAGACUAUAUGUACCCGUUACAUAAACCACAGAUGGAUAAAAACCAAAAAUACAAGGUUUUCCAAAUUUUAUUCCAUUCAAAGGAUGAAGAGCUACCUAUAAAAAAGGAAUUGUCCUUGUCGAUCAGGAGGCAUAAAUUCAGAAGAUGGAAGAAUAAAUAA
Maudiozyma saulgeensis is the source of this 594-nucleotide messenger RNA. The record is from the annotation of a GenBank genome assembly. NCBI's taxonomy places the organism in Eukaryota, Fungi, Ascomycota, Saccharomycetes, Saccharomycetales, Saccharomycetaceae.